Messenger RNA from Rhipicephalus sanguineus (brown dog tick), 2580 nucleotides. RefSeq names its product membrane metallo-endopeptidase-like 1. Gene Ontology annotation, cellular component: plasma membrane. Lineage: Eukaryota; Metazoa; Arthropoda; Arachnida; Ixodida; Ixodidae. Bases 1 to 2580 code for a protein of 859 amino acids. The transcript has a single exon. Gene Ontology annotation, biological process: protein processing. Gene Ontology annotation, molecular function: metalloendopeptidase activity. The record is from RefSeq and is a predicted model, not a curated record.
AUGGCCGAGGAGUCGCACCUCAUCUUCGACAUCCCACAGGACGAGAUCGUCGUCAGCUCCUCGAUGUCGCGCAUCGAAAACGUGCGCGCUGCCCGCGGCGGCGGGAGCAGCAGGGCCCCGCAGGAACAGUCGAGCACCAACGUCCUCGGCUCGGUGCAGGAGGAGCCGUUCGUGCUCAUCGCCGCGGAUCAGCCAGGCCUAGCGGACGAACAGCAGCGCAACGCCGACCGCGCCAGACCCAACUCCGAAUUCGGCAAUGCCGUCGGCGGCACCAGCGUGCGAGCCAUUACCUUCCUUCUCAUCGCCGUCGCCUGCCUGCUGCUUGUCGGUUCCAUGGUCCUCACUGACGUCACCAACAAGGACGCCAAGGGCGCAGAGGGCGAAGAGUUCGAGAACAGCACCGAUGUGUCCAACACCGACUCCGACGGCCAAGCCGACGCCACGGCUCCACCCAGGGCGUCGCCCGACGGUGUCCAAGGCAACGACCGGCGUAUCCAGCCUCCCGAAGAGAACCGCAACUUGUUCAAGGCGAGGCGACCGGCGGCCAGGAAUUCGCGAGGACCUCGCAAGAGCCUCCACAGGAUGCUGAAGGGCACCAAGUGUACGAGCAAGGCGUGCGUCGAGCAAGGCGUCAAGCUGGUCGACGAACUGGAGCCCAAGAUCAGACCGUGCGACGACUUUUACCAGCACGUGUGCGUCCGCUGGCAGCACCGACAGCCGUCUAACGUGCAGAGCGACCGCGUCUCAGUCGACUACGCGCUCGUCGACCUCUUCAGCGAGCUGCUGGUCAACGUGAUCCGCUCGGACGCGACGCCCUUUCCGGAGCUCAAGUUUUUCAUCGACGAGUGCGUCCGGCCGCAGCCGAACCUCUUCCGCAACGUGAGGGAUGCCGUACUACGACAUCUAGACCUGAAGGGGUGGCCGUACAAGGCGGACAGCGCCAUUCCCGACCAGACGCUGUCGGUCAAGGUGGGCCGAGUGCUUUCCGAGAUAGGUUUGGAGACGCUGUUCAGCGUGUAUCGCGGUCUUACUGGCGCUGUAAUCGGCCAGCCGCGCAACCUUUUGCUUCGCCACUUCCUAGGCUCAGAACCGCAGCUCGCGGGUCGUCUGGUCGGCAAGGCCUACGAGUUCCUUGUCCAGGCAAUGACCAAGCAGACGACCGCUCCGUUCGAAGCGUCGGCGAUGACGAAUGUGACGACUAUCGAAACCUUGAUUCGCCGAAUGCUGAACUCCAACCGGGCCGUUCUUGACGCUGGUCGUCUCAAGAAUUGCUCGACGCGUCAGAUGAUCGACCUGCCCAGGCUCGGCACCGUAAACUUGCACAGGUUUUUCGAAGCUGCGGUGGGUGGCGAUUCGACGAUGCCGGAGACGACCAGCGUCCACCUUUCGGACACCGAUUACUUCGACCGAAUGCGCACCCUCGCCCUGACGAAGCAUGACCUGCUCAAUUACGUCACCUUUCGCGUCGUCCUUGAGCUGACGCCCCUGAUAAGCAACUGGACUCUCCGGUCCACGCUCGCCUCGGUGGCCUACUCCCGUUACGCCGAGUUCUCAGAGCGUUUGGACCCGGCUCAGAUGUGCGUUCGCUUCCUAGAACGCUACGAGCCCGCGGUGCCGCUUUACCUGACGUUCAAGAGGGCCCUCGAGUUGCUGGGAGGUCCCUCGGUGAUCCGAACUGUACUGGACGUCCUGAAGAAGACGUUUCUCACCGACCUCCAGAAUUCCACCAUGUUUAGGAACACGUUCAAGCAGCACGCGACCAACCAAGUUAAAGACAUCUACUGGGAAGCCCUCAUGCCGUACUGGCUGUCCGAGCAGAAGGCCGCCGAGUCGUACGCUGAGGGCCUGUACACGAACAACCCGCGGCACCCGACGCCGCACUUCUUCUACUUCUGGAUGCGCACGGCGGCCCAUAAGAAGCGCGAGUUCCUCUUCGGUAACAAGACCUCCUGGACGGGUGGCUUCCUGAACGCGUGGGCCACGCUCGACCCACCGUACGACCACCUGGAAAUACCGCUGCCCGUCUUCGACUUCAUGAUGCCCAACGACUCGAGCACCGCCCACCUUCACCUGCCGCGCGUCGGGCCGCGAGUCUAUCGAGAGCUGCACCGCUUCCUGUGGCACGAGGCCAUUAACUUCGACCUCGAACGACCGGCGUCCGAGGAGUCGCACUACUUCGAGCGGCUGCGGCGUUGCCUGGAGAAUCAAUACAGGGACAUAGACUUCAACCCGAGCCGCGUACCCUUCAACUCGGCCAGGACGUCGGCCUCGGACCUCCUGGACCUGCUGGCGGUACGCACGGCGUUUCACGCCUACCUUCGACAGCUCGGGGCGCACGACGGCGACUACCGGUUGUCCGGAGCACCGAACCUUAGCGGACAGCAGCUUUUCUUUCUGUACUACGCGCGAAGCCACUGCGAGCGGCUCAACCCUCGCUUCGCGGUCAAGCUGAUGACUAACGGGCCGGUCAGUCCCGGAUGGUACAGGGUCAACGGCCCGCUGCGAAACAUGCACGACUUCGCCAUCGCGUUCGGCUGCACGCCGGGCACGUCCAUGAACCCGGCCGAUAAGUGUCUGUGA